This is a messenger RNA of Glycine soja, 1607 nucleotides long. Its product is annotated as nicotinamide/nicotinic acid mononucleotide adenylyltransferase-like. The transcript is spliced from 13 exons. NCBI's taxonomy places the organism in Eukaryota, Viridiplantae, Streptophyta, Magnoliopsida, Fabales, Fabaceae. Gene Ontology annotation, biological process: NAD+ biosynthetic process. The record is from RefSeq and is a predicted model, not a curated record. Gene Ontology annotation, molecular function: nicotinamide-nucleotide adenylyltransferase activity; nicotinate-nucleotide adenylyltransferase activity. The coding region runs from base 368 to 1285 and encodes 305 amino acids.
UCAAGAAGCAACACAGAAUGAGGUUGGGAUUGGGACACACAGGGUGCGAUUUUAAAUUCAGAUAGGAAGGAACAGAUUAUGCACCCGAGCUGAGCGUCUCGUAUCUCAUAUGUUGAGGUUGCGGGUGAAGUCUCUUCUCCGUUUUAAGACUGUGGUUUUUUACUUUUGGAUUGCAAUCAAAGUUCUUGCAUCUUCAAUCCAUUUACAGGUGUUCACCCAGAUGAGCAUGUGAUCCAUGUGGAGUAUUAUUUCUCACUCAGAGGUUCUUGAAUUGAAUAAUAAAGUAUAUUUGGGACGUCGUGUUCGAGUUUUUAUUGCUAAAGGAAAGGGUCAAUAUACCUCCAAUAGAAGUAAAUGAGCUGCCGGCAUGGGACUCCCAGACAUACUGUUCAUCAUCAUUGUGCUUUGUGGUAACAAUAACCUUAUCAGCUACAAGAUAAGCCGAGUAGAAACCAACACCGAACUGCCCAAUCAUGCUCACGUCAGCACCAGCAGCCAGGGCUUCCAUGAAUUCCUUGUUCCCAGACCUUGCAAUAGUGCCGAGGUCAUGGAUGUUCCACUGCCACUGGAUAAAUUGGCUUUAGAUUUGAUUAAUAAUGAGUCCUCCCCUGCAAACACGAGCAACAACAAGAUAUAUGUAAUUCUGGUGGCAACUGGAAGCUUUAAUCCACCUACUUUCAUGCAUUUACGCAUGUUUGAGCUUGCAAGAGAUGCAUUGAAUUCAGAUGGCUACUGCGUAAUUGGAGGUUACUUGUCUCCUGUGAAUGAUGCAUACAAGAAAAAGGGCCUAAUAUCUGCUGAACAUCGAAUACAAUUAUGUCAUUUAGCCGGCAAAAGUUCAGAUUUGAUAAUGGUUGAUCCAUGGGAGGCAAGUCAGAGCACAUAUCAACGCACUUUAACUGUUCUCUCUAGAGUCCACAAUUCAGUUUGUGAGACAGGGUUGGUAUCUCAAGAAUCCCUCAAGGUCAUGCUUCUUUGUGGUUCUGAUCUCCUUCAUUCUUUUAGCAUUCCUGGAUUCUGGAUUCCUGACCAGGUUAAAACUAUAUGCAAAGAUUAUGGAGUAGUCUGCAUUCCCAGGGAAGGACAAGAUGUUGAAAAGACUAUAUUUAAAGAUGACAUUCUGAAUGAGAAUAAGGAUAAUAUCAAAGUUGUGAAUGAACUUGUUCCAAAUCAAAUCAGCUCAACCAGAGUAAGGGAUUGCAUUGCAAGAGGACUAUCUAUAAAAUACCUUACCGCGGAUGAAGUGAUUGAUUAUAUCAGAGAGCAACAAUUAUACUUGAACUAAUGAUAAAUGAUUACUACUGUUUUUCAUUACAUUCUGUAGACAUGGGUCUUUGCAAGAACCACUGCGCAUCGCUAUCCGAGCCAAUUUUCUAUAAACAGAUGAUUUUUCAUUUUUGUGUUGUAAAUUUGCAGAUAAAUAAAUAUUACAUAAUUUAUGUAAUCGAAUUGCAAAUACUUGAAAUUGCAACCUAAUGCCUUUAAGACUUUGGGUUAGAUGUAGUAUAUUAAGUUUAUUUGUUAAGGGUUGAUGGGGAUCUCUGCAAUUUGUUUGUGUAAAAAAAAUAAAAAUUGAGCCGGGGAUAUUCUUGAUUGGAGCCCUGAUA